GACUCAUUCAAAGGAGGUAAAUUGUAAUGGAAUGGACUUGGAAGUGGACGUUUUGCUUAUCUCGCAUGUGGAGGAACGGUACAUUUGCAGGAACCAUGCUUUAAAUAACUUGAAACAACGUUUGAUGAACUGAGAUUUUUCAGGAUGUUACAUUUUUAAAGAAAAAUACAUUAUCCGAAAAAAACGAAGUUUUCUUUGCCGGGCUUUAGACCGUCCAACCGGAUUAUACAAUGGUCAUAGAUAUUCUUAUUUUGUGUUUUUUAUCCGUCACCACACGCAUCGCAUCAUCUUUGGAGCUGCAACCUGGCAUGCCGAAUGUGUGCACAGAUCAGGAGCUGUCUAUGCUGGGGUCCAGCCAACCCUGUGUCCAGUCUUUUACCCGCAUGACCAAGGUGUGGCGGCAGGGCUGCACAGGCCACAGCUGGUGUAUGGGCUAUGAGAGGAGGACUACAUACUACACCGUCUACAGACAGUCGUACACCAUGGAGAGGCGCACCGUGUACAAGUGCUGCCCAGGCGAGGCACAAGGACGGAGAGAAGGCUGUUUGCAUAGGAUAUGUGCCCCUGACACCUGCUUCAAUGGUGGGAGAUGUGCCGAGCUUGGAGACCAGAUAUGUCAGUGUCCAGGUGGCUUCCAAGGGACACGCUGCCAAUAUGAUGUGAAUGAAUGCGAGGGAAAUGACGGCAGCUGUGAGGGCUACUGCUGCAACACCAUUGGCAGCUUCUACUGCAAGUGUCCCCAGGGAAGUAGAUUGGGGCCGGACGGCAAGUCGUGUCAGGAUGUCAAUGAGUGUGAGGAGAUGAACGGGGGUUGCCAGCAGGUGUGCGUCAACACUCCUGGCUCUUAUCACUGUGAGUGCAGCCCUGGCUUCCGCAUGCACACGGACGGAAGGACCUGCAUAGCGGUGAACUCGUGUUCGGUGAAGAACGGCGGCUGUGAGCACAAGUGUGUGGACACGGGCAGCAACGUCUACAGAUGCGAGUGCCGCAAGAACUACCGGCUGACGACAGACGGGAAGCACUGUGAACUGGAGGAUCCCUGUGAGGAGGGGAAUGGAGGCUGCGCCCAGCUGUGUGACUCCCACGGUGCCCUGCCUCAGUGCAGCUGCAGACCUGGGUUCACGCUGUCUGGUGAUGGCAAGGGCUGCGAGGACGUGGAUGAAUGCAGGGUGGACCCGGCCAAGUGCUCCCAUGGCUGCGUCAACACGCCGGGCUCCUUCAUCUGUGUGUGUAACCCCGGAUUCGAACUGGGUGCUGAUGGCAAACAGUGCUACCGCAUUGAGAUGGAGAUCGUUAGCAGCUGUGAGAAGGACAACGGCGGAUGCUCCCAUCGCUGCGAGCACACCAAUGGCGGCCCUCUCUGCUCCUGUAACCACGGUUACCACCUGGAUCAAGACAGGAAGACCUGUCUGGACAGCGAUGAGUGUGUGAACGGGGAGAGCUGCUGCAGCCAGCUGUGCAGGAACUACCCCGGGGGCUACGAAUGCAGCUGCAGUGCGGGACACAGGCCGAGCCCAGACGGCUGCGGCUGCGACGCAGUGGACCAGUGUCUGUCCCAGACCGCCGGCUGUGAGCACUACUGCGUGAGCGCCUGGGGUUCGUACGAGUGUUUCUGCCGCCCGGGCUUCCGUCUGGAGCAGGACAAGCGCUCCUGCACGCCUCUUUACGGCAGGGAGUUCGGGGAGGAGGAAGACGAAGGCGAUGAGGUGGAUGAAGACGAGGAGGUCCACAGGGUUCCAGGCCUGCUGUUCCGUCGGCCUCCACAGCUCCUCCAGUACACGGCAGCCCUUCACUCACCGUACAGCGCCGACGGCGGCGGCGGCCAUGGCGGCGAGGGCCAUGAUGACGAUUACGAUGACGACGAAGAAGCAGCUUCCGCGCAUGUGGGAGAACUCAGGCUGGUCAGCCAAAUAGUGUGCCUGGGGGGCUCCUUCGGGCCGGACUGUGGACUGAGCUGUGACGACUGCAUGAACGGGGCCGUGUGCAGUGCGGACAGAGACCGCUGUGACUGCACACCUGGCUGGACCGGGACCACCUGCAAUCAGACGUGCCCCCAGGGCACCUACGGCCAGGCCUGUAACGGUCUGUGUCGCUGUCAGAACGGCGGCUCCUGCGACCCAGCGACGGGUAGCUGUUUGUGCCCAACUGGAGUUCAAGGCCUGUUGUGUGAAGAUGGUUGUCCGAGCGGUCACUUUGGGCGGCUCUGUCUGAGGAGAUGCAACUGUCCCAACAACGGACACUGCCACCGUGUGUUUGGAUCCUGCUUGUGCUCGCCGGGACUGUACGGGCGGUUCUGCCACCUGCCGUGCCCCAGGUGGACCCACGGGGCGGCCUGCUCCAGGGAAUGCGACUGUGACCUGAAGGGCUCCAGCGGCUGUGAUCCCAGAAGGGGGACGUGCCGGUGCAAGGCCGGAUACGGAGGCCCGCGGUGCCAGAGAGAGUGUGAGCCGGGCUCCUUCGGGCCCGGCUGUGAGCAGCGGUGCGAGUGUCCAGGUGGCGGGUCAUGUGACCGGGCGAGCGGGGAGUGCGAGCGCAAAUGUCCGGCAGGACUGCACGGGGACGAGUGCCAGCUGGACUGCAGUGCAGGACAGUUCGGGGAGAACUGCAGUCUGAGCUGUGACUGUAGAGGCUCCUCCUGCGGUCCUGUGGCUGGCCGGUGUGACUGUCCUGCUGGGAAGACAGGCCCGGCCUGUCAGCAAGACUGCCCAGAUGGUUUCUGGGGGUUGAAGUGCCGGUCACUUUGUAGUUCCUGCGAAAACGGCGGCUCCUGCAACAAACAAACUGGGGUCUGUGAUUGUCGACCGGGCUUCGCUAGAACACUCUGCCAAGACGUGUGUGAGGCUGGCCACUGGGGCCUUGGUUGUGCCAGUAAAUGCCAGUGUGGAGAAAACUCGGUGGGCUGUGACCCUGUAAGCGGUCUGUGUUCGUGUGAUGCUGGCUACGCUGGAGACAACUGUGAACAAAGGUGCAUGCAGGGUCUGUUCGGGAUGCGAUGCAGCCAGACGUGCGUGUGUCAGAACGGGGCCAGGUGUGACCAUGUCACCGGACAGUGCAGCUGUGGCGCGGGCUGGACAGGAGAGAGCUGCCAGUUAGCCUGCCCUGCUGGCCAGUACGGCCACCACUGCUCCCAGCAGUGUGUGUGUGAAAACGGAGGCUCGUGCGACAGGAUCACAGGCCGGUGUUUCUGCCCUGCGGGCUGGACCGGAGCAGGCUGUGGUCUGGGGUGUGAGGAGGGGCGCUUCGGAGAGGCCUGUGCCCACGCCUGCCGCUGUGCCCACGGAGGUCUCUGUGACAGGGUGGCGGGGCGCUGCAGCUGCCCCCCGGGCUGGACGGGGGAGCGAUGCCAGAAAGCUUGUGCAGCUGGUUCAUAUGGGUUGAACUGCAGCCAGGCAUGUCAGUGUUUCGGGACCCAUGAGCAAUGCAACCCUGUCUCUGGGAAGUGCACCUGUACGACUGGGUACUAUGGGAUGCAUUGUAGGUUAAGAUGCAGGGAAGGUUCCUAUGGGCCGGGCUGCAAGCUAAGGUGCAGAUGCACUAACGGGGGUCUCUGCGACUUCAGGACGGGUGCCUGCCAGUGUCCUGAUGGCUUCAUAGGGGCAGACUGCAGCUCCGGUUGUCCUGCGGGACACUUUGGAAAGGACUGUGCCCUGCGGUGCUCCUGCGGAGAGGCGGGACAGUGCCACCCGGCUACUGGGAGGUGCAUCUGCGGCCCUGGGAGAAUGGGCCACUUGUGCCAUCAGGGUAAAGUCUCCAGAAACCCCACGUUCCACAAGGGCACUUGUGUUCCAGCUUCUAUGUCAAAAUCAAGUUUAUUUGUUUAGCUAACUUAUAUCUCAAACAGAGUCUGUGCUUCUGAGUCCCUUAAAUUAUAAAACAAAAGAACUUGAGAGAUAAGACUUAAAGGUUGGGUAUGGAAUUCUCUUUUUGGCCAUUUUUGCAGAAUUACUUGAAAUCCUUAUCAUAACCCACUUACAGCCACUGAGUUAGAAGUACUGACAUGACAAUUAAACAAGUCAAUCAUCUGUGG
Messenger RNA from Gadus macrocephalus (Pacific cod), 4027 nucleotides. Its product is annotated as multiple epidermal growth factor-like domains protein 6. Gene Ontology annotation, molecular function: calcium ion binding; protein binding. The record is from RefSeq and is a predicted model, not a curated record. Lineage: Eukaryota; Metazoa; Chordata; Actinopteri; Gadiformes; Gadidae.